GCGACCUGCGAAGCAUGUCUGUCGCAUUCUUCUCUUCGCGCCUCUCACCGCGCCCUCAUCUCCCUUUCGUUCUCAAACAAAGGGAACACCGUCCUAGACCAACAUGAAGGUCGAAUCCAUGGACAACGGUGAAUGGGAAGACAUCCCGGAAGUGAACACUGCGCGGUCGUCGCGUACGCUGUCUGUGCCUCCUAGCCCUGCCAGCACGCGCAUGGCCACCCGCAGACGGAAGACCCCCCACAAGAAGACGAACCUCACGCCUCCCCUAAUGUCUCGUCGAUCGGCGACGCCUGCGGCACAGCUGCAAGAAGAGACACCCGCUUACGUCGAUCGCGAGCAGAUACAACAGGCUGUCUUCACUGGCGCAUCGGCUAUGGUGUCUUAUGUUAUGGACGUCCUCGGCACUGCGUUCUGGCUGCUCAAGAAGCCUCUCGGGGUCCUCGCUUUCUUUGUGGCCCUGGGAUUUUUGUGUGGCUACGUCGUGGAGAAGUUCCGCUUCAUGCUCACACCUGUGUGCAUACUCCCCGGCAUCCGGUCUAGCAUUCUCUGCCAGCUGCCCAGCAUAUCGAAAUCAGCGAACUUCACCAAGCUGGUCGAGGUGGAGGACAACUUCGAGGGCAUCAUCAACGCGAACGUGGGCACGAGCGAGCUCAGCCUGAAGCUCAAACAGUCAGAAAUCGUCACGCGCGACCUCGUCACGCUCGUGCGCGUGAGCGACCUGAAGAGCCGCGACACCCUCGCGGAGGCUCUCAUGCAAUUUGUGGAGGAUGCGAAGAAGACGGGAGAGGGACUGCACAGACUUAGCGCGAAGAUCAACGGUGCCGUGGAUCGCGUCGCUCAUUCAAACAGCCACGCCAUGCGCACAAUAGGGGCGGCUAUAGAGAAGAGCGUCUUCUCAUUGUCACGCCUCUUGACCCCGUUCACGUCUGGCUCAACCGAGGCAGCCGUCCUGCGCUCGUUCGAAGAUGCGAUGGACACACUAGCCCAGGGGACCCAGCGCGCGCUGUUCGAGGCCUCAGUCAGCGUGGCAAACCUCGAGCUCCUCCAAGAACACCUGUUCACGAUCCACGAACUCUGCUCGCGGGAGGGCGUCGUGCUGAGCGAGGAGCACGAGCAGUUGCUCUCGGAGCUCUGGACGAAGCUCGGCGGGAACAACCAGAAGGUGCGCAAGCACGAGGUGCACCUCGCGCUCCUCAAGGAGGUCGGCCGCUACCGCCGGGAGGCCCUCGCGCACGUCGUCGUGACGCGCGACGCGCUGCAGGCGGUCGAGGCGGACGUGGCGGAGCUGAGGGCGACUGCGGCGGCGGCGGGCAUCGCGGGCGAUCGUAUUGCUCCGCAGGCGUUGAUCGGGAGCAUUGGAGACGGGAUUCAGAGGCUGAAGGACAAGCAGCUGAGGGCGAACGAGCUGCAGCAGGCGAUGGUGGACAGGUUCCUGGCGUCGUCGAGUGAUGUGUUGGGCAUCGAAGGUGAUCGAUUGUGAGCAGCGGUCUCACUGUUUUGGCUAUAUGUAUGUAACGAUUGCUUCACCGGAGUGCGUUCUUGUAUGAUCUUUCAUGUACUUUUGCU
Rhodofomes roseus is the source of this 1566-nucleotide messenger RNA. RefSeq lists its product as uncharacterized. Lineage: Eukaryota; Fungi; Basidiomycota; Agaricomycetes; Polyporales; Fomitopsidaceae. The record is from RefSeq and is a predicted model, not a curated record. The transcript has 3 exons. The coding region runs from base 104 to 1480 and encodes 458 amino acids.